UAAUAAUUGACUCUUAUCUGUAGAUAAAGCGCUCAGUGAACUGUUAUUUAGAAUUCUUUGGUGCGGUGCAUUGCACCGUUCUGUUUCCAUUUAUCUGGACCGCCGUGCUCGUUCCAUUCUACAGUAGUUAUAAGAAUAUGGUUGACCGAGUAGCCAAGUAAUCCUCCAAAUGGAUCGUCUAAUAUUUAAGCUGCUAUUCAUUGGGGACUCUGGAGCGGGCAAAACCAGCAUUAUAUUACGAUAUGCGGAUGAUUGUUUCAGUAGUAAUGCCGUUUCUAACGUGGGAAUCGACUUCAAGAUCAAAACCAUUGAAAUAAAAGGACGCAAAGUCAAACUACAGAUUUGGGAUACCGCUGGUCAGGAACGCUUCCAUGCCAUAGCGUAUCCCUAUUAUCGUGGAGCAAUGGGGAUUAUUCUUGUUUAUGACGUUACCAACCGCAGAUCAUUUGAAAAUCUUUCCACCUGGAUGCGAAACAUUGACGAGCACGCUAGCGAAAAAGUCGAAAAAAUCCUACUAGGCAACAAGUGUGAUAUGGAAGCGCAACGUGUCGUCAGUCGCCAAGAGGGCGAAGCCGUUGCCCGCCAGCACGGUAUACCUUUCCUGGAGACCAGCGCCAAAAACAACAUCAAUAUCGACCUGGCAUUCCACAAUCUCACCGAAACCAUACUUCUCGACAUUGCUCUUGAGCGAUUAACUGCCAAGGCUGAAGCAGCUAAAGAGGUAAAGCGACUGACAGCCGCGACGGACGCUGAUUCGAAAUGGUCGAGUUGGUGCUGUUAUUCGUGAAUCGUUUGUCAUGUACAUAUUACCGGUAGCUACUGAUUUUCAUUUUUGUCUACCUUUCGUUUACCCUUGUGCCGUGGCAAUAAUAACAGAAAAUGAUAAAACGAUAGCGCGUGCAUGAUGUGCAAAAUUGUAAACUCUGCGUAUUUUUGUACUUUAAUUGGCGGUAUGUAAAGGUCACAAUUUUUCUACCCUAGUAACGAUGUACUCCAGGUAUUAAUUCUAAUAAAGGUUGUUGACAUUAUUGA
This is a messenger RNA of Paramacrobiotus metropolitanus, 1032 nucleotides long. Its product is annotated as ras-related protein Rab-10-like. The record is from RefSeq and is a predicted model, not a curated record. Gene Ontology annotation, molecular function: GTP binding; GTPase activity. The transcript has 6 exons. NCBI's taxonomy places the organism in Eukaryota, Metazoa, Tardigrada, Eutardigrada, Parachela, Macrobiotidae. Bases 170 to 787 code for a protein of 205 amino acids.